AUGGCGAUAGACUCUGUGAUUUCCUUUGCUGUUAAAAGGAUCGGUGACACGCUCAUUCAAGAGGCAACUUUGUUGAAGGGGGUGCGCGGGGAAGUCGAGAGGCUGCAGAAAGAUCUAAGGGCGAUGGAAUGCUUCUUGGAAGAAGCGGAGAAGAAGCAAGAAGAAGAUGUAGGAGUGCGCAACUGGGUUUCUGAAAUCCGGGAAGCUGUUUAUGAAGCUGAGGACAUCAUAGACAUGUUCAUCGUGAAUGCAGAGUCCCUGAGACCAAGCUAUUUUCAAAAGUUGACAAAGCGCCAUCAGGUUGGCAAGAAAAUUGAAGCCAUCCGACUCAACCUCCAAGACAUCUCAAAUAGGCGGGAGGCUCUCCAGAUAACAAAUACUAGAGAAGGAACAAGCAGUUCGGAUCAAAUGUUGCAGGUUCGAAGAUGCAACCUUGCUAAUCAAGCAGAAGAACAUGUCGUGGGCCUCACAAUGGUGGCAGAUAAGCUAGUGAAGCAGCUCACCGUAGGAGACCAAAGGUGCCGCGUGAUUUCUUUAGUAGGAAUGGGCGGCAUAGGCAAAACCACCCUUGCCAAGACGGUUUAUAAAAAUGAAGAAAUUGCGAAACACUUUCCAGAUUGUUGUGCCUGGGUUUAUGUGUCCCAACCUUGUAGACCUAAAGACGUUUAUAUGCAAAUUAUUAAACAGGUUUCUACAUCCACUCAAGAGGAAGUAGAGAGGAUGCAGAAAUGGGAAGAGCGCGCGUUGGGGGAUUUCCUUUAUGAACAUCUGACGAAUAAAAGAUAUUUAAUAGUUCUGGAUGAUGUAUGGAGCUGUGACGAUUGGUAUUGUCUUGCAAAAGUGAGCCACAGAAAUCGCCAUGGAAGCGUGUUCCCUGAUAGCUGUAAUGGUAGUAGAUUACUUCUUACAACUCGAGAUGCGAAUGUUGCUUCUGUUGCAGAUGCUCAUACUACUCCCUUUGAAAUGCAGUUGCUUUCCAAACCACAGAGCUGGGACUUGUUUUAUCGGGAGGCGUUCGGUGUUGCUAAAGACAAGAGCUAUCCUCCAGAUUUGAUGGAACUUGGGGAAAAGAUAGUGGAGAAAUGUCAAGGGUUACCGUUGGCCAUUGUGAUAUUGGCAGGUUUGUUGAAAAACACGCCAUAUACGGAAUGGAAGAAGGCGCACGAUGACGUUAGUGCAUACCUUUCUGACAAAGACCACGUGGGAGUAAUGGAAAUGCUAAAUUUGAGCUACAUCAGUUUGCCCCAUUACUUGAAACCGUGCUUUCUUUAUUUAAGCCUUUUCCCAGAAAAUUAUGUGAUUUCCAAAAGAAAACUGCUCCUUCUAUGGAUCGCUGAGGGUUUUGUCCUAGGGCAAAAUCAACAAAGCAUGAAAGGCAUGGCUGAGAAUUCCUUGGACGAGUUAAUCCAUAGAAACUUGAUUCAAGUCGUCAGAAAAAGUGUUAAUGCGAGGGUUAUGGAAUGUCGAGUUCAUUACUAUGUACGAGACUUGGCUAUUCGAAAGGCAAAAGAGCAAAACUUCAUUGGAACUAAUGCAGAUCCUCUAUCCGCCUCAACUAGUUCAUCUCUCUCUUCAUACAAAUCCCGUCGGCAAAGUAUUUAUUCCGACUUUGAGAGGUAUGCUGCCAUUGAACACUCAACUCCAUAUCUUCGCUCUCUCUUAUUUUUCAAUUUGGGGCAUGGAACUAGUAGAACAUUGCAACUAGAGUUUAUUGGCAAAUGCUUCAAAGUGCUUAGGGUGCUAGAUUUGGAAGGUUUAGAGAUCAAAAGCCUACCAAGUAUAGUUGGGAAACUGAUUCAUUUAAGGUACUUGGGGUUAAGGCUUAUGGGUGUGAAAAUGCUUCCAUCAUCUAUAGGCAACUUAAGGAGUUUGCAGACUUUGGAUGUGAAAAAUCUCAAACGAGUCCCAAAUGUGAUAUGGAAGAUGAUAAACUUGCGAUAUGUUUAUAUAGAGGGGCAAGAGGAUGAUGUGCCAUUGAAAAUUGAUACUCUGCAAAAUCUUCGGAUUCUAUCAGGCAUAAGCUUCAAGCAGUGGAGCCAGAAUGAUUCAAGCAAGUUAACUUGUCUUGAGAAAUUGAAAUUAGAAGCAAGAUGUGAUAUAGAACGGGAUGAGUUUUCAAACUCCAUUGCCAGGUUGCUUAAUCUUACAUCCUUGUACCUUAAGGCAUCGGAAGAGUCCAUCAUUCCAGCCGGCCUUAUCAUGAACUCUUGGCUCAAACUCUCUAAGCUCGAAAUAAAAGGACGUAUGUUGUUGUCCGAAGCCGGUCAAUUCCCUCCAAAUCUCAUACAAUUGACAUUGGAAGCGUCUAAGUUAAAUUAUGAUGUUGUGCCCAUUUUGGGGAAACUUCCAAAGUUGUUGAAUCUUAGAUUAAGGGCAGAGUCAUAUCUUGGAGAGGAAAUGCAUGUGUCUGCAAGCUGGUUUGUUCGACUCAAAGUACUUCAAAUUGAUGAGUUAACUGGAUUGACCAGGUUGAAUAUAGACGAAGGUGCACUGCCAUGGCUUAAGCAAUUACAAGCUUACUAUGGAACGAAAAUCUUGGGCAUUAAUAAUCUCCUAAAUCUGGUGGAUUCAAGAGUCUUGAUUGAACGAGAUCAUUUGUUAGUGCCUAUCCAGAUGCCUUACCCCAACAGCCCCAUACAUUUUCCUUGGGAUUGUGCAUGGAUAAGGGGUAGAAAUGGUACGUCUGGACUUCGGUUUUACCGUGAAGAAGGAUGGUUACCUUCCAGUGCUGCCCUUCGCGUUUUCACCACGUUUCUUUCUGGGUCAAACACUCUGACCAGGCCCCCUGAUAAGGCCCACAGUUCCAGGCCCCAUGGUGAGGCCCAUAAUUCCAGGUCCACAUGGGGUACCUACAGUACACGUAGAGAUUAUCCUAUAAUUAGGAUGGUCGCUGCAAUUUUCUUGGCUAUCCUAAGGAUGGGUGACCUGCUCAUUCAGAAAGCAGUUUUCUUGAAGGGGAUGCAGUGCUUUCCGCAAGAAGCAAUGCAAGGCAACACAACCAAAGAGAUCAAAGAUGAUGGAUGCCGUAGCCUCUUGCCGUUGAACCUCCGACGACAUCCAGCCGUCGUCCUUGGGUUCCGAACCUGCAGCCGUCGUCGUUUAGGAGUUUCACACUGCACAGACCACUGCUCUUUGCAUCACCGCUGCGAAUAUUGCUCCGAUUUCAUUUUUGAAGGUACCAUUGAGAUCGUCCAGCGCCGAUCUACACAUUCGUGGAAUCCUCGCCGCCAUUGGAGACCGCACGCACCCCCACGCGCCGCUCAAAGAUUCUGCGACGCUGAUCACGCGCUACUCGCGCCUCCACGCGCCGGGGCCUGGUCUGCUGACGUCAUCAUCUCUACCAUGUUAGCCCUAGCUGCGUCAGCAUCCACUAAUCUGCUGACGUCAUCUCCACGUCAUCCUGUGGCUUCAUCCGUUGACCGUUGA
Messenger RNA from Vitis vinifera (wine grape), 3426 nucleotides. Its product is annotated as disease resistance protein RPP13. The record is from RefSeq and is a predicted model, not a curated record. NCBI's taxonomy places the organism in Eukaryota, Viridiplantae, Streptophyta, Magnoliopsida, Vitales, Vitaceae. Gene Ontology annotation, biological process: defense response to other organism. The transcript is spliced from 4 exons. The coding region runs from base 1 to 3426 and encodes 1141 amino acids. Gene Ontology annotation, molecular function: ADP binding.